Messenger RNA from Struthio camelus australis, 5604 nucleotides. Lineage: Eukaryota; Metazoa; Chordata; Aves; Struthioniformes; Struthionidae. The record is from RefSeq and is a predicted model, not a curated record.
AUGGCUGAGUUCUUAUUUCCCGGUACCAACAACUUCCGUAAGUUCACUGUUGAAUCCUUGGCCGCUAUUGAAAAGAGAAUCGCUGCCAAAAGGACUUGUCAAAGAAAUACUGUAGACCAGAGACCUGAAGAGAAACCGCGCCCUCAGCUGGAUCUAAAAGCUUUCCAGAAGUUACCUGCUCUCUAUGGAAAUCCUCCUCCGGAGUUCAUUGGGGAACCACUGGAGGAUCUUGACCCAUACUACAAAGAUCGUAAGAUUUUCAUAGUGCUGAACAAACAGAAAACAAUCUUCAGGUUUACUGCUACACGUGCCUUAUGGAUCCUGAGCCCUUUCCAUCCGCUCCGAAGAACAGCAAUUAAAAUUUUAGUACAUUCAUUAUUCACUUGGUUUAUUAUGUGCACUAUUAUAACUAAUUGUGUGUUCAUGGCACUGAAUGAGUCAUCUAAGGUUUCUCAAUCUCCUUCUUGGAGCAAGUAUAUUGAAUUCACUUUCACUGGCAUUUACACUUUCGAAUCAUUGAUAAAAAUACUGGCAAGAGGAUUCUGUCUAAAUGAAUUUACCUUCCUUCGAGAUCCGUGGAACUGGCUGGAUUUCAGCGUUAUCGUUAUGGCAUAUGUGGGAGCAUUUAGUUACUCGGGGAGUGUAUCAGUCCUCCGGACAUUCAGGGUUUUGAGAGCUUUAAAAACUAUUUCCGUAGUCCCAGGACUCAAGAUCAUUGUAGGUGCACUCAUCCAGUCUGUUAAGAAACUUGCUGAUGUGAUGAUCCUGACAGUUUUCUGCCUGAGUGUCUUUGCCCUCAUUGGCCUCCAGCUUUUUAAGGGCAAUCUGAGACAAAAGUGUAUCAGGAACUAUACAAAGCUCAGUGAUAUUAUUUAUUCCAAUAACAAAACAUGGGACUCCUUUGAAAUGUUUGCUAAUGAUACAGCAAACUUUGCUAAGAAGGCGGGCACCUCAGAUAUUUUGCUCUGUGGUGCUGGUGCUGGGACCUGCCCUCCAGAAUACGUAUGCAAGAAAGUCGGGGCAAAUCCUGAUUACGGUUUCACGAGUUUUGAUACAUUUGGCUGGGCCUUUCUUUCCUUAUUCCGGCUGAUGACACAGGACUGCUGGGAGCGGCUGUAUCAGCAGACGCUCAGAGCUUCUGGGAAGGUGUAUAUACUCUUCUUUAUGCUGGUCAUCUUCCUGGGCUCAUUUUAUCUAGUCAACUUGAUUCUGGCAGUGGUAACGAUGGCAUACGAAGAUCAGAACAAGGCCACCAUUGCUGAAACUGAGGCAAAGGAAAGGAAAUUUCGUGAAGCCAUGGAAUUAUUACAGACAGACCAGAAGCCAUUGGCUGCUAGAGGAAUUGAUAUCAUGUCGGUUAGCUCCUUUGAAGUCUCUUCUUUGUCUACCAAAGAGAUCAAAGAGAGAAGCAAUAGGAAAAAGAGAAAUAAGUCCCUGGGGACAGAAGACUAUGAAGAAGAAGAACAGUUUCCCAAGUCACAGUCCACAGACAUUCAACGAAAGUUGCCAGCCGUAAGUGAUGAGAACAGCAUGAUGCAUUUGCCUUCUCGUCUGUCAGUGGAGCACUUUAAUGAGGCACUUCAAAGACAAAGGGCAGCAAGUGCAGUCAGCAUAAUUACCAGUGUCUUGGAGGAACUUGAAGAAUCCCAGCGGAGAUGCCCUCCAUGCCUGAAAAAUUUUGCUUUAAAGUAUCUUAUUUGGGAUUGCUGUCCACUUUGGUUGAGAAUCAAGAAAAAAGUGGCUGCUUUCAUAAAGGAUCCUUUUAUUGAUCUCACCAUAACUAUCUGCAUUGUGAUGAACACUUUGUUCAUGGCACUGGAGCACAAUAACAUGUCAGAUAGUUUUAAAUCAAUGCUUAAUGUAGGCAACUUGGUCUUUACAGGAAUCUUCACUGCAGAAAUGAUCUUGAAAAUCAUUGCUCUAGAUCCCUAUUAUUAUUUUCAGCAGCACUGGAAUAUUUUUGACAGUGUAAUUGUCACAUUGAGUUUAAUUGAACUGAGUUUGCCCAAACGUAAAAGCAAGAAAGGAAGGAGAAAAGGAGGAACCGUGUCAGUUUUACGAUCCUUCAGACUGCUGAGGGUCUUCAAGCUGGCAAAGUCCUGGCCAACUUUAAACACUCUUAUUAAAAUCAUUGGUAACUCAUUGGGUGCACUGAGUAAUCUGACCCUCGUCCUGGCAAUUAUAGUUUUUAUCUUUGCUAUAGUAGGGGUGCAACUUUUUGGGAGAAGUUAUGGGGAGAACAGCCAUAAAAUAACUAAAAAUGGCAAGCUACGCUGGCAUAUGAUGGACUUUUUCCACUCGUUCCUCGUAAUUUUCCGAAUUCUGUGUGGAGAAUGGAUUGAGACCAUGUGGGACUGCAUGGUGGUAGCUGAACAACGGUUGUGCCUCCUUGUCUUUUUGCUGGUCAUGGUGAUAGGAAAUUUAGUGGUUCUCAACCUGUUCAUCGCUCUACUACUGAAUUCCUUCAGCACUGACUGUCUCCAGACAGCAGAAGAUGAUGGAGAGAUGAAUAAUCUUCGUAUUGCCUUUGCUCGGAUUCACAAGGGAUUUCACUUUGUGAAGAGUGUUACGUGGGAUACCUGUUGUGGAAAGCUCAGGGAUCUGAAGAAAGCACACAAAAAGAAAAUUAAAUUGACUGCCCAGAACCAGUUUGAUUUUGGAAAACAGAGAAAAAAUUGUAAAGAGAAUUACACUAAUGAAGUGACUGAGAAAAAUGAGGACAAAUGCUCUGGUCUUGAAGAUUUUAUUAAUAAUCCCAACGUGUUUGUUUGUGUCCCUAUUGCUGAGGCAGAGAAUAUAAGUGAGGGUUUUGAAGAUGAUGAUAAGCUUAGCACAUUUACAGACACAGAGUACGAUAAAAAGGAGGAAAAUCAGCUGAGGCAAAGAGGAGAAAGAAUGAAAAGUUCAGGAAGCUGGAGCAGAGGAUCAGGAUUUUCCUCAGAAGAAUUCAGUGUACUUUGCCUAGGAAAGGACAGAAAGGCAUCACCAGAGCAAAAAGAGUUUGACGACGUCAGCUCUUCUGAAGGCAGCACAGUGGAUCUGACGAAUCCUGAAGAUCUUUUGAGGCAGAUUCCAGAGUUUGCUGAAGACUUAAAGAACCCAGACACAUGUUUUCCAGAAGGUUGUGUUCGAUACUUUCGUUGUUGUGCGGGCAAAACCAUAAACUUGGGAGGACAAACAUGGUGGAACCUGAGAAAAACUUGCUACCAAAUUGUUGAGCAUUCCUGGUUUGAAUCCUUUAUCAUAUUCAUGAUUCUUCUGAGCAGCGGAGCCCUGGCAUUUGAAGAUAUCCAUAUAAACGAGAGAAGAAGUAUUAAAAUUAUGUUGGCAUUUCUUGACAAAAUAUUCACUUUCGUCUUUGUUCUGGAGAUGCUCCUGAAAUGGGUGGCUUAUGGCUUCAAGAAGUAUUUCACCAAUGCCUGGUGCUGGCUUGACUUCCUUAUUGUACACGUCUCUUUAAUAAACAUCAUAGGUAGUUCACUUGGUUAUAUGAAGUCUCUGAGGACUCUCCGAGCUCUGAGACCCUUGAGAGCGUUGUCACGAUUUGAAGGGAUGAGGGUGGUGGUCAAUGCCCUUGUAGGAGCCAUCCCUUCCAUCAUGAAUGUCCUCCUUGUCUGCCUCAUCUUCUGGCUCAUCUUUAGCAUCAUGGGAGUGAACUUAUUUGCUGGAAAGUUUGGGAAAUGUGUCAAUUUGACAGAAGAAGAUUCAGAAUUAAAUAGUUCGAUUAAUGACAUAACAGACUGUAAAACUUAUAAUAAUACAGGGAAAAUAUUCUGGGUCAAUGUUAAAGUCAAUUUCGAUAACGUUGGCUCUGGUUACCUGGCUCUUCUUCAGGUGGCAACAUUCAAAGGUUGGAUGGACAUUAUGUAUGCAGCAGUAGACUCACGAGAGAAAAAUGAACAGCCGCAAAUGGAACAUAGUCUAUUAAUGUAUCUCUACUUUGUGAACUUCAUCAUCUUCGGGUCUUUCUUUACCCUGAAUCUCUUUGUUGGUGUUAUUAUUGACAACUUCAACCAACAAAAGAAAAAGAUAAGUGGGGAAGAUAUCUUUAUGACAGAAGAACAGAAAAAAUACUACAAUGCAAUGAAAAAGCUGGGAUCCAAGAAACCUCAAAAGCCUAUUCCAAGACCAUUGAACAAAUACCAAGGGCUCCUUUUUGACGUUGUAACACGUCAAGCCUUUGAUGUCAUCAUCAUGAUUCUCAUCUGCCUCAACAUGAUCACCAUGAUGGUGGAAACGGAUGACCAAAGUGAAACAAAGACUUACGUUCUUAACAAAAUCAACAUACUCUUUGUUGCUAUCUUUACCUCAGAAUGCGUACUGAAAUUGGUGGCUCUGAGGCAAUACUAUUUCUCGAAUGCUUGGAACAUAUUUGAUUUAGUUGUUGUGAUCAUGUCGCUUAUUGCCUUACUGCUUUCUGGCAUCGGUAAAGCAUUUGAACAUUUCUUACCACCUACGCUCUUCAGAGUCAUUCGCUUGGCUCGGAUUGGCCGAAUACUAAGACUCAUCCGGGCUGCCAAAGGAAUUCGAACUCUGCUUUUUGCCUUAAUGAUGUCCCUACCCGCUCUGUUCAACAUUGGCCUCUUGCUUUUUCUGGUCAUGUUCAUUUAUGCCAUUUUUGGCAUGGCUAACUUUGCCUAUGUGAAGAUGGCAGAUGGCAUUGACGAUAUGUUCAACUUCCAAACCUUUGCUAACAGCAUGCUCUGUCUCUUCCAAAUCACAACAUCAGCUGGCUGGGAUGGUCUUCUCAGUCCUAUUUUAAACACUGGACCACCGUAUUGUGAUCCAAACGUAAGUGGUAUUAUAGGUGAAUGUGGUAAACCUGCCAUAGGCAUUAUUUAUUUUGUAAGUUAUAUCAUUAUAUCAUUUCUCAUUGUUGUCAACAUGUACAUAGCUGUUAUUUUAGAGAAUUUCAGUGUAGCCACCAAGGAAAGUACAGAGCCUCUAGGUGAAGAUGACUUUGACAUCUUUUAUGAAAUCUGGGAGAAGUUUGAUCCUGAAGCAACUCAGUUUAUAACUUUCUCUGCACUUUCGGACUUUGCAGAUGCGCUGACUGAACCUUUACGUGUACCAAAACCAAACAAAGUUGAACUCAUAGCAAUGGACCUGCCCAUGGUCAGUGGAGAUAGGAUCCAUUGCUUGGAUAUUUUGUUUGCUUUUACCAAACGAGUGUUAGGAGACUCUGGGGAGAUGGAUAAUCUGAAAGUGCAAAUGGAGGAGAAGUUCAUGGCUGCCAACCCUUCCAAAAAGUCCUAUGAACCAAUCUCCACUACACUUAGACACAAACAAGAGGAAGUUUGUGCCACUGUCAUCCAACGUGCAUACCGGAGUCAUUUGCUUCAGCGCUCCAUAAAGCAGGCUUCUUACCUGUACCAUCACAGAACUUGCAAUGGUGAUGUUCUUGGAGAGGAUGCUCCAGAAAAAGAGGGACUUAUUGCAUCUAUGAUGGAUGAAAACUAUGGCAGGAGUCUAGAUAAGUCUGAAACUUUGUCCUCAACAUCUUCUCCUCCAUCAUAUGACAGUGUCACAAGGGCCAAUAGUGGCAAUCUUAUGGUCGAGAAUGGAGAAUUUGCAGAUAAUCAACAAUCUCCAGAUAUUAAAUAG